AAACACGCAAACACAAAACACAGCUUUGCAGCUGGGCUCAUGGCGAAAGUAUUCCACUUUUAUAAAGUAUCAGGAAAUUGAGCGUUAAAUGGAACCGCUGUAGCUUUGUAAGAUGCUGAUGAUCUGAAUGAAUGAUCCUUAAUAAAUAAGAAACAUGAUCCGGAUAGCUGCUCUGAACGCAGCGUCUCAGGCUGCGGAUGAGCAUGAAGAUGCCUUCAAAAGCGCUAAACCUAGUCAAACAAAGGAAGCCCAGGAGGCAGAAGCGUUUGCUCUUUAUCAUAAAGCUCUUGAUCUGCAGAAACAUGACAAGUUUGACGAGUCUGCCAAAGCCUACCAUGAGCUCCUCAAGACCCCACUGCUCAAGGAGGCAGUGGCAUCUGAAGAUGAGAAAGUUGGACUCAAGCAUCCUGGACUGAUGCUGAAGUACUCCACCUAUAAAAACCUGGCCAGCCUUGCUGUGCUCAGAGAUGAUUUAGACACUGCCAUGGACUUCUAUGUGCAGGCUGUCAUGCUGGACUCCACAGAUGUGAAUAUGUGGUAUAAGAUGGGAAAGUUGGCUUUGAGGAAGGCCAGCAUGCCUUUGGCCCGCCAUGCGUUUGAGGUGGGCUUACGCUGUAACCCGGACCACUGGCCCUGCCUGGACAGUCUCAUCACGGUCCUCUACGCUCUCAGUGACUACAGCUGUUGCCUGUACAACAUCUGUAAGGCUCUGGAGAAGGACACAGGCUACAGUAAGGGCCGAGUACUCAAAGAGAAGAUCUUUGAAGAGCAGCCCUGCCUCAGACGGGACUCUAUGAAGAUGUUCUCCAAACUUGAUGUGACAGUGCAGUACGUGGAUGUAGAUGAGGAGGAAGCCCACAGCAUUGUGGAGGAAGCGCUGGAACUGAGGAGACAGAGACAGGCUAAACUCACACGGCAUCCUGUAGCUGACCUGCAGCUGGUUCAGCCCAUCAAAUACUUCACGUGGAAGAGCGUUGGGGAGAGUUUCUUGGCCAUGUACAAACACCAGAAUGCUUGCCUGGUCCCACGGCCUGACUUUGGCCGCCGCAUCGACCUGUCAAUGUACCGUGACCCAGACUGCCUUGUGCAAAUGCCCACCAGCACUCCAGCGCCCACCACUGCUGCUUCAGACCCCCCUCAACCCCCCAUACCCGUCAGUGUACCUCAGGCCCCUCCUGCUCCAGGUCCCAGUAGCCCGAGUGCCAGUCUGCACCCAUCCACCGAGUUCUUUGUCCAGCUGCAGGCCCCACACAGCACUGAUGCAGGAGCACUGCAGAACCAGAACGUCAUUGAGAUCACCACUACACCCGCAGUCACCACUACUGCUGCCAGUGGAACUGAGGAUGCCGCCGCUACCACGGUUACUACUGCUGCUUUGGAUGCUGCCUUGAAUGACAAAGUGAAAAAAGGCACUAAGAGAAAACGUGUGGUAGAGGACACCGCAGAGACGGCGAAGAGGCGCUCAGCACGUGUCCGCAACACCAGAUGCAAGAAAGAAGAGAAGAUUGACUUCCAAGAGCUCCUGCUCAAAUUCCUCCCCUCUAGAUUGAAAAAGUUUGAAGAUGAUGAAGAUGAGGAGAGUCUCAGUAACAUGGACUCACAGUGUGACAGCAAACUUGAUUCCCAGACAAACCGCGGAUCCAACUCUUCCGAGUACAUUGUCUCUAUGGAAACAGAGCGGAAGGACGUUCAUGCGUUCCUUCUGGCGAACAUGCAGAACGGCGGCAUCCUGGAGCUGAUGAUGCGGUAUCUGAAAGUGGUGGGGCAGAAGUUUCUGGAGGAGUGGUCAGCGGGCCUCGGCACAGUGGUGCUGGAUCUGUUCAACUGCUGGAGGAAACACAGCGCUGGGCUGCCCAAUCCACUGCUCAGAGAUUCCAGCAACCAGCACAUAAAGGAAAUGAUGCUGAUGUGUCUCUGCUGUCUGGAGCUGCAGUUGGAGCAGAAGUCCAUGAUGAAGGCCAAGAACAGUAAGAACGUCUCAAACAGUCAGACAUCUGUGUUAUGUUUGACAUCAGUGUCUCAGAGGAAGACCAUGUCUGGUUCAGGAAGGGAUUGUGGGGACAUUGAUGGUCCAGAGACCCGCUUUCAGACUGAUUUAUUCCUUCUGACCAUGGCCUCCUCUCAGAGAGAUCUGUUUGAAGACGACUGGCUCUCUUUCGCCGUCAGAGUUCACUGGCUCAAAGCACGAUACCUUGCCUUUCAGGGUGACAUGGAGGAGGCGCAGGAGUGUUACGACAUGUGUGUCGGUCUGCUGAAAGGUCAGACAAGUGAGAUGGAAAAAAUCACCAUCCUCCUGCCCAACCUCAGUGUGGACAAUGCAGUCUCUAUAGAGGAGAUUGAGAAGAAGUUGAAGUCUCUAGAGCGAUGUCAGUCUCUAGAGGAGAUCCAGAGACUGUUCGACACAGGAGACUACCAGUCUGUGGUCCGUCUGCUGCAGCCCACACUGAGCUUUGGCCCCGGCUCGGCACGACUGAAACCUCUAGAUUACAUCAGCUCUGCUCCUGAGAGACCAGCACAGCUCUUACUGCUGCAGAGCUCCUUGCUGCAGCUGAAAGACUAUAGCUCCUGCCUCGAGACAUCUGAAGUGUCUCUCAAUGAGGCCAUACAGCACUUGAACUCUGGAUUACCCAGCAGCCCCUCUGCCAAGGAGGAUUGGGUGUCCACCGUCACGGCCCUGCUGAAGGGAGUCGAAAGCUGCAUCACUGAAAAACCUGAGCUGCUCAGUCACACCCCACGACCCGCAAACCUACCACGCCUCGCCAACAACCUCAUACAGUUGAUAGCCAACAGCAUGGUCUUACCUGAUGACCCCAAAGAGGCUCAUUUCUCAUCACUGUUGCCAUGGAUUCUGCUGUACCGCCUCAUCAAACAGGAAGAGGCAGCCUUUGACUGCAUGCUGCGGCAGCACAUCGCAGAUGAGGAUGAUGAUGAGGAUGAUACUCCGCUGCUGCCCUCCUCCCUCAUGCUUCUGAACACAGCGCAUGAAUACCUGGGCCGUCGCUCCUGGUGCUGCAACUCUGAUGGCACUUUACUCAAAUUUUUUGUGCGUGUAUUGCGGGAGAAGCUCUCAGGACCUGAGAAUCUGCCAUAUAAAGAAGAUCUGGAGACGGCACUUGAGCAGUGUUUCUUCUGCCUGUAUGCUUACCCGAGCAAGAAGAGCAAAGCCCGAUACCUGGAGGAGCAUUCUGCCCCACAGGUGGAGCUUCAUUGGGAUGAUGCCGUCUUUAUGUUUGAAUACUUUAAACCCAAGACCUUGCCAGAGUUUGACAGCUAUAAGACCAGCACGGUCUCUGCUGACCUUGCCAACCUGCUUAAAAGGCUUUCUGGAAUAAUCCCACGUAACAACGGCCCGACGCUCUCUGUAGAUGACGUGUCUGCCUAUAUCGAAGGAGGUGCUCUCAAGGUGCCAGCGCUUCCGGAAGGAGCGUCCCCGGCGCCCCCUGUGGUUAACGAGCUGUACUACCUGCUAGCGGACUACCACUUCAAAAACAAAGAGCAGUCGAAAGCCAUCAAGUUCUACGUGCACGACAUCUGCAUGUGUCCCAACAGGUUUGACUCGUGGGCAGGCAUGGCACUGGCACGCGCCAGUCGCAUCCAGGACAAGCUGAACUCCAAUGAGCUCAGGAGUGACGGACCCAUCUGGAAAAACUCUCUGGCUGUGCUGACCUGUUUCAAACGGGCUCUGGAGAUAGACAGCUCCAACCUCUCCCUAUGGAUCGAGUACGGUACCAUGUCCUAUGCCUUGCACUCCUUCGCUUCCAGACAGCUCAAACAAUGGAAACAUGAACUUCCUGCUGACUUGAUCAAACAGGUACUUCUGUUUGUAAAGAUGGAAGAGCGCAGAGACUCGAUGUUGGAGAUGGCGUCGCAGUGUUUUCAGAGCGCCUCUCGCUGUGACGGUGAUGAGGAAGAGUGGCUCAUUCACUACAUGAUGGGGAAGAUUGCUGAGAAGCGCAAACUCCCGCCCAAAGACUACCUGCAGCUGUACAAAAUGUCCGCACACUACCUGCAUGAGGAGGCAGCCAGAUACCCACGCAAAAUCCACUACCACAACCCACCUGACCUCGCCAUGGAGGCCUUAGAGCUGUUUUUCCGCCUGGGCGCCACCAUUCUGAAGUUGCUGGAGAAUGAGGAAGAUGAUGGUGAACAGUCUGAGCAGCAAAUGAAGCUUCUGAAUUAUGAGCUGUUCUUCAACAUGCUCGCCGAAGCUGCCGUCGGACCCUUUGCACGCGGAGAGGAGAAGACCACGUCCAAAACCAGCAAUGACAAGGAAAAGCUUCCAUCCAUUAACGAUGAAGACUCGCGCUCCUCGGCUGGCGUGAGUACCUGUCCGGCAGCAUUGGCCACCUCAUCUGUCACUUCUGUGGUGGCUCCAACAACAACUGUGCCUGGCGACGGUGCGGCAGGUGCGAGUUCUCCCACGUACGCGGUCACUCCGGUCGACCACGAUUACAUCAAACGUAAAAGCCUGCAGCAGAGGCACAGGCAGGGGCAGGAGCUCCAGCAGCAGCAGCAGGACGCUGACUUCUCACGUGACCAUGACUACUGCCUGUGUUUCUCUGCUUUGCGGCCAGGAUCUGUGUAUGAGCAAAGUCAGGACAGCGUUGCUGGCAUGUCGGACUCCAGCUCCUUGCAGGAUGUCUUCAUGGACGCCACCAGCUCACAGGACAGCAGCCACAAGGUCGAUCCUGGGAAGUGUAGUAUUUUUCCGGAAGAAUCAAAUGCCACUGGAAAAGAGAAACCGGCCACAGCAGAGGAUGCAGGCCCCUUGGAGGACAAGAACAUGGAUAUCAGCUCUGCCACACUCUCUCAAGAAUCUUCAGUCACACAAGAGUCUUCAGACACCACCUUAUCCAUCACCUCCCCAGAGGCCUCCGUCCCCAAAACCCCCACCACAGACACCCCGACCCAAGCUCCACCUCAUCCACUGCACACCUCCCAACCACACAGACCUCACACCCAGACCAGCUCCUCCAGCGAGGGCAAGCGCAGGCCAGAGCCGCCGCCUCCGCUGGAGGUGAUAGAGCUGCCUAAGUGUCUGCCGCCGGGACAGAGAGAGCAGAGGAAAACACUAGUGGAUGUGUGUGUGAGGUCUCUCUUCCUGUGUCUGAGUCGCUACCCGCAACACUACAAGAGUCUCUAUCGUCUGGCCCACCUGUACUCCUACAGCAAGACACACAAGAACCUGCAAUGGGCACGAGACGUGUUGCUAGGGAGCAGUGUCCCAUGGCAACAGCUGAAGCACAUGCCGGCACAAGGACUUUUUUGCGAGAGGAAUAAGACCAAUCUGUUCAACGGCAUCUGGCGUAUUCCAGUAGAUGAUAUCGAUCGUCCUGGUAGUUUUGCAUCUCAUAUGAACAGAUCCAUCGUGCUCUUGCUGGAUGUUCUGUCUCAACUGAAAGAUCACCACACUUUACUUAAAAUCUCCCUCAUGCUUCAGAGAACCCCUGAUCAGGGAAAGAAGUACUUGCGAGAUGUGGACCGACAAGUUUUGGCCAAGCGAGCAUUUUUUUUCACUGUAAAAGUGCUGGAAGACAAUCUGGAUAAACUCACAGGGGUAAGUGUUCCCCCUAAACCGUCUGCCACCUCUAUGGGUGAAAUGAUGACUGCGGAUGUGUCCAACCGGCCUCCUGCUGUGGAGGACCCCAAAUCCUCCCAAACCACCCAGCCUAAAGCAGGACUCCCCAACACCCCUAAAGCUUCAGGAAGUGAGACCGGACCUCCCGGUAUGCCUCAGCAAUGUUCAGCCACUCUUCAGCUCUCCCUGGAACCUUUAAAUCAGGCGACAGGGUCCACCGUUCACCCCAGAGAAGGUAAUUCAGGACUUGUAGAGCCUAUGGAGCUUGGCCCGGGAUCAUGGCCAGGUGCCUCAAAAUUCAGAGAGCCUCAAACACCUGUUGAAACUGGACCACAGGAGCAGGGGGUGGUUAAAUCGGCGGCAGAGGAGGCCGAUAAGGUCCCAGAGAGCAGUCGGGCAUCAGAGCUGUCACUGGAGGAGUUAAGCAUUAGCUCAAAACAGCAGCAGCUACAGAAUCAGGUGAACGCAGCUAAAGGAGCACUUUCUAUGGUCACAACACCAACAGCCAGCAACCCCACACCUCUACCCAGCACUCCUGAGGUGGGACUACAGCAGAGGCCCAGCAGGAAGAGGAAGCUGCUGGAUGACGUGGAGUCGGGCAAGACGCUGCUUUUGGAUGCGUACAGAGUGUGGCUGCAAGGUCAGAAGGGCAUGACCUAUGACCUGCAGCGCAUCGAGAAGAUCAUGUCUGAGACCUACAUGCUGAUUAAACAGGUGGAUGAGGAUGUAGCAUUGGAUCAAGCUCUCAAGUUCUGCCAGAUUCAGAUGGCGACGUCGGCACAAAGACAGAGCUCCAGUGAUGCACCCAGCACUCCUAAGUUUAGUAAAGACCAGCGAGACAUCUUCUUCCCCGCAUCGUUCUCCACGCCGUGCCUCCACACGCACACGUACACGGCACCAACGCAGGACGGGGAGGCCAAGCUGAGCAAGACCCCUCGACCGCUUCUCAUACAGCCGCAGACACACAGCACUCCAACACAGAUCUACUGCCCGCCCUCCAGCCAACCCGACCAAUCACAACAGCAGAAAACGCCCAGCCAGCCAAUAGCAAGCAUGGCCUUCUUGCCUCACACAGAGGACAGAGAGGAGCCGGUUACUGAGGGUCUGCUGUACCGCCAGCAGGAGUCCCAUCUGUGCCAGCAGAUGAAGAUGACCACCGUCUCUCAGAUUCACAGCACACAGGAGUGGGCCGCUCACGAGCCCCCGUCCUGCUCAACACAAACCAGCACAGAAAGUGACCAGUCAAAGCAGGGAGACGCAAGUCGCAUCCGGUCCAGAAUUCCUCCCAACAUGCCCAAACUGGUGAUCCCCUCCACAGUCACUAAAUUCCCGCCAGAGAUAACAGUCACGCCCCCCACGCCCACCCUGCUCUCCCCGAAAGGUAGCAUCUCUGAGGAAACCAAACAAAAACUCAAGAAUGUGAUCCUGUCCUCUCAGUCGGCAGCUAACGUGAAGAAAGACACUCUGGCUCAGCCCGCUUUAGAGGUGCAAGAGACAUCGAGUCAGGAGUCCUCUCUUGAAAGCGAGUCGGAUGAGGAAGAUGACUACAUGGACAUUUGAACUGUCAAGCUUUGAGCCGAACUCUCAAGCUGAGCUCUGAAGCAAAAUCUCCUUUUUUUUUUAAUCGUGGAGCUGCAGCUAAUUGUUGACGGUUUUGUCUUGGUCUGUUUUUCUAUAGCGCGAUUUCUCCGCUAUAUGCACGGUUUUCAGCGAAAGGGCUUUUUCCUACCCUGGCACUUGUGUCCUGUUGGUUUUGCUUUUCUGCUGCUAAGCAUGGACUGGGUAUUUAUGUCGUUCUGCUGUUUUUUUGUUGUGUACAAUCCUGCAAAGUGCCAUUUUUACUCUAGCAGUUACGAAAAUGAUGCUCACAGCUAAACCACAGUGGAAUCAUGCAAAGUCAGUACAAAAUCAUUUCCUAGGAUGGAUUAUGUAAUAUUGACAGUUUGUGUAAUGCAAUUUACUCACUCAGAGUUUCCUGGGCAUUAAAUCCAUGAUGACUUUGUUUACAGAUUUACAAGGAAGGGAAUUGUGCUUAACGUUUGGUCAGUUCAGCAGUGUAAAAUAAACGCGAGUCAUAUCACUGCCAAGUUUCAGUGGCAUUGCAACCAAACGUGGAAUAUCACCUCGAGACGUCAGCAUGCAAACGUGACCGUUUUUUUUACAUCCGUGUGGACAUGUAUCUCUGUUUUCCUGAGUAUGCUUUGACUUCUUUUUUCAGAGCUCUGCUGCCUACACGAACAGUGCACAUGGAGCUUCAUGCUUGAUCGGUUGUCCAUGCUUUAGCUAUUGGCUUUUUUAAAGGGGAGUUCUACAGAUUUAUGAUUCUUCACAGCACCACAAGAUUUCAGUUUAGAUAUUUACUGUAUUGGUAAUCUGUUGGUUGUGAAAAUAGCAAACUUUGGAGUAUUUAAGCCACCACAAGUUCCAUUUCAGUUGUAGUACUGUUCGUGACUCUCAUUUUUGACCUGAUUUCAUGUUUUCAUUUGUAGUUCUAUAACAUUUCCAUUUGAGGAUGAUAAACAGCAGUGGCUGAAAGGGUGAAGCAUGUCAGCCUCGUCACCAGCACUGAGAAGAUGUGAUUAUCAUUCAUAUCACAAUUGAAAUGUGAAUGUGAUAUAACUAGCUACGGAAGAAUUGAUUUGAUGUUUUAUUUGUAUUUUUUCAAGGAUUACGCCAAGAUGAAAAAAUGUGAAAAGGCCUAAAAAAUGGUGCUGAUCCCUUAUUUUUGGCUUUUUUAAAAUAACCUUUAAAUGGUUAAAUGGAAAGGUCACCCCAAAUUUGGCAGUUUUUUAUCAUUUACUACACUCCUAACCUGUAUUACUUCCUUUUCAUUUGUGGAACACAAAAGGAGAAAUUUAGCAGAACGUUCAUGCUGUUCUUUUCCAUACAAUGAAAGUGGAUGGAGACCAAAGGCUGUCAGGAUCCAAAAAUUUAAAAAGCAUAGUGUGUAUGACAUUGUACACUAUAUUCCAAGCCAUUAGAUACUUUUGCGAGAGGAACAGACUGAAAUGUAAGUAGUUAUUUUCUCUCAUUGACAUUUGUUAUAAUAUGGGGCAUGUAAACAUCAGAUUUUCAGUGACUAAUGAGUUGCAUUUUGGUAUGUUCCUUACUCUAGCCUUUUGUCAACAUUCACAUUCAUUGUAUGGGAAAGAGAAGCAUUAACAUUCUACCAAACAUCUCCUUUUGGAGUUUAUAAUGACAAGAUGGUAAGAAAAUAAAGACAGACACUUACUUUAUGGCUAAACUGUCCCUUUAACCAAAGUAAAGUGCCCAGACAUUAGUUAUACUGAGGUUAUGUUCUUGAUGUGAAAUUUUGUUUCAGUUUGUAGUAGCACUGCUUUAUCUUGGAGCAUUAAGAGCAUGUCUGACUGGACAUUGGUGAUUUUCUUUUCAAGUGAAUGACUUUCUGGUCAUGGUGCUGGUCAUGUUUCCCCACCAGAUCAUUUCCAGUUCAGUUAUUAAGAAAAAUUUAGACGGAGGAAUGUUUUUUACCGAACGUUUUCUAUUUGUAGAUGGAUAAAUAGCUACCAGUAUUUUUUUGAGUGCAGAAUUUUUCAAUAUAAGAAGAAAAGACAGAGAUGUGUUGAUGCAAUGAACAUGUGUGACCAAACUACCUGUAAACAGAUAAAGAGAUGUUUCUAUUUUUUGCUCUUUGUAAAAUAAUAUUUUGUUUGUUGUUGUCUUUUGUAUGCUUUCUCCUAUGCUUGUGUUAAGAAUGUAAGACGGCGGCAGAGAUGGAUAUAUCCUCUUGUCUCUAGAGAUGUGAGGUUUUCUGUGCUAUUUGGAAAUUUAUGAGGUAUUACUGUCCUCAGGCCUUUUUAAUUUUUUUUCUGAGAAGGUUGAUAUUUCUGACUUGCUGCACUGAUGAUAUCACAAAACCAAAAAUACACUUAAACAUUUUUACCUGA
Cyprinus carpio (common carp) is the source of this 9486-nucleotide messenger RNA. Its product is annotated as calcineurin-binding protein cabin-1-like. Gene Ontology annotation, cellular component: nucleus. The coding region runs from base 155 to 7138 and encodes 2327 amino acids. NCBI's taxonomy places the organism in Eukaryota, Metazoa, Chordata, Actinopteri, Cypriniformes, Cyprinidae. The transcript is spliced from 39 exons. Gene Ontology annotation, molecular function: protein binding; nucleosome binding. Gene Ontology annotation, biological process: chromatin organization. The record is from RefSeq and is a predicted model, not a curated record.